CCAACAAAACGGAAGUUAAGUUAAGUUUAGUCAGAGUGGGUCUUGGAUCAUCUACUGUUUGUGGAGCUGAAGCACCAAACGACACGAUGUUAAAGCAGGAUGAUGAUGGUCGUUGGAUUUUUUGAAAACACCUAAAAGUUCAUCCACUCAUAUGCUGAAUCUCAGUCCAAAGGCAGCCUGAUCCUCUCCAUUAACAAAGAAUGACAACUCUUCGCAGAGUUCUCCGAAGAAGACUGCACCCUUAUGUACUGGCAAUAGUGGCCCUAGUGUUUGUGACAUUUGUGUUCUUCAUACAAUGGGAGGUUGGUACCCAAAGCCAGCCGGAGGACCCUUGGCUGAAGGGGAUGUCCGUGAAGCGGGACAACGUGCUGGGUUUGGUGAUGGGAGCUGUCAAUAACCUGAGGGACUCCAUGCCAAAGAUGCAGAUCAAAGCCCCGGUGAGGCAGCAGGGUCAAUCAGGCAGUGGCUCCUGCCUGCCGGGUCACUACACUGCUGCUGAGCUCAGACCGGCUCUGGAGAGGCCGCCUCAGAACCCGCUCGCUCCUGGAGCUGCUGGGAAACCUUUCCACACAAACUCACUGAGCCCCGAAGAGCAGAAGGAGAAGGACAGGGGUGACGAGAAACACUGCUUUAACGUUUACGCAAGUGACCGCAUCUCUUUAAGCAGAGACCUGGGAGCAGACACAAGACCACCGGAGUGUAUUGAGCAAACCUUCAGGCGAUGUCCCCCCUUGCCCACCACCAGUGUGAUAAUCGUGUUUCACAAUGAAGCUUGGAGCACUCUGCUCAGGACAGUAUACAGCGUCCUCCACACCUCUCCGGCCAUUCUCCUCAAGGAGAUCAUCCUGGUGGACGAUGCCAGCGUUGAUGAUGUUUUGAAGGAUGAGCUGGAUGAGUAUUUGAAGAGGCUGAGCAUCGUGCGAGUAGUUCGCCAGCGAGAAAGAAAAGGACUCAUAACCGCUCGGCUGCUGGGUGCCUCUGUGGCCACCGGUGACACGCUCACCUUUCUCGACGCUCAUUGUGAAUGCUUUAAUGGAUGGUUGGAGCCUCUGUUGGCAAGGAUAGCUGAAAACUACACUGCUGUAGUGAGUCCUGAUAUAACCACUAUUGAUCUCAACACGUUUGAGUUUAUGAAACCGUCCCCGUAUGGACAGAGCCACAAUCGGGGCAACUUUGAUUGGGGUCUUUCUUUUGGAUGGGAGACUCUACCAGAUCAUGAGAAACAACGGAGGAGGGAUGAAACGUAUCCCAUUAAGACUCCCACGUUCGCUGGCGGCCUCUUUUCUAUCUCUAAAGACUAUUUUUACCACGUCGGAAGCUACGAUGAAAAGAUGGAAAUCUGGGGAGGUGAAAAUAUUGAAAUGUCUUUUAGGGUGUGGCAGUGCGGUGGACAGCUGGAGAUCAUCCCGUGCUCCAUUGUUGGUCACGUGUUCCGCACUAAAAGCCCCCACACCUUUCCUAAAGGUACGCAAGUUAUUGCUCGAAACCAAGUACGGCUGGCUGAGGUUUGGAUGGACGAGUACAAGGAAAUCUUUUAUCGUCGUAACCAGCAAGCAGCGCGAAUCGCAAAAGACAGACAUUUUGGAGACAUCUCCGCCCGCGUGGACCUCAGAGAGCGGCUGCAGUGCAAAAGCUUCUCGUGGUUUUUGAAGAAUGUUUACCCAGAAGUCUUCAUGCCUGAUCUCAACCCGCUCCUCUUUGGCUCGGUUAAAAAUGUGGGUAAAGCCUCAUGUAUGGAUGCUGGGGAGAACAACGAGGGGGGAAAACCACUGAUUAUGUACCCAUGUCAUGGACUUGGAGGAAACCAGUAUUUUGAGUACUCCACACAUCUAGAGAUUAGACACAACAUUCAGAAGGAGCUGUGUUUGCAUGCCACAGAGGUGGCUGUGAAGCUGGAAGACUGCCAGUACAAAAGCAGGAAUACAUUAGUGGGAGCAGAACAGAGAUGGGAACUGAAGGAUAACCAGUUGCUCUACUUACCAGGAUGGAGCAUGUGUCUGACUGCUCGUCACGAGCUUCCCUCUUUGGCUCUGUGCAACCCCUCGGACAGAUACCAGCACUGGUCCUUCGUCUAAGUGUGCAAAACACUACUUAAAACAUGUCUACUUUGUAUGCACGAGCAUACUCUAGGACACGAGUAUUCUAUAAUUUAUGCAGUUUUUUUUUUUUUUAGCUCAGUAACCUCUUUGAAUUUUAAUUUAUUUUUAUACUUGGAAGAACUGAACUACUGCUGCUGGAACGUCUGGACUUUAGAAGAAACCAUCAUGUGCCACUGUUACAAGGAAGUCAACAGUUCUUGCAGCAGUUAAGACGCACGUUAGACAAGUGCCUCUUUUUUACGUUUUACACGUCUUAAUAGCUUCACAAUCCAAAUAUGCAAUAUUUAAAGUCAGCCUAUACUUUAGUGAACUCGAGUGGGGCGGACAACAGGCUCAAGCUGGUUAUGUGAUGCACCAAAGAGACAGAAAGGAAAAGGCAGAAACACACGAGACUGACAAGCAUUGACCCAUUGAAGUAUAUUCUUUAAAGUAUAAGAUUGUUUAUUUGGAACUGUCCAGUGCUUUUUGAUGGCAUGUUUUUUUAACUAGUAUUUUAUCUUUUUAUUUUAUAAAAUUUUUGUGACCGAGGUAUGCAAUUGAUGAAGGUUGAGAGGUUGCAACAAACCAUUACCUAUUAUUUUCUGCUUUUUAAAUAUAUAUUUUUUUUUAUCU
This is a messenger RNA of Nematolebias whitei (Rio pearlfish), 2711 nucleotides long. RefSeq names its product UDP-N-acetyl-alpha-D-galactosamine:polypeptide N-acetylgalactosaminyltransferase 3 (GalNAc-T3) (gene galnt3). NCBI's taxonomy places the organism in Eukaryota, Metazoa, Chordata, Actinopteri, Cyprinodontiformes, Rivulidae. The transcript is spliced from 11 exons. The coding region runs from base 201 to 2075 and encodes 624 amino acids. Gene Ontology annotation, cellular component: Golgi apparatus. The record is from RefSeq and is a predicted model, not a curated record.